AUGGUUGCUAACAUAUCGUCGAUCCAGAAUCGUACUAUCACACUCGACAACUCGUCACUGCCUCAAUACUUUGGCACGAUGAACAAACCCAAAAAAGCCGCCCUUCCUGUAUUGAAUCGUCCGUUGAAGCCUACUCAAGGCACGCUCGAUAGAUGGACCAAUGGUAGUAACAUCACGACCCCAGCUUCGAAUGCAAAGGUUGCUUCAGGCAGAGUGUCCAAGCAAGUAAGCAAGGCGAAGACCUCAAAGUCUACCAAUACCAAUGAUGGUAAGCGACUUGAAAAGUCUUGAAGCAAAACUUUCGAAGUACGUAAAUACUGACAAGUCCACUAGCAACCAAUAAGAAGCCUAAAGUCAAAUCAAUGAUGGAGAACGUUGGAAACAAGAAGGCUGGUGCUGAACCUAUUAUGAAACACAAGCCCACUGGUACCAUUUCAGCAGUCAAUGUUGAUUUUGCAGAUAGUGAAUUGGGCGAUGAAGACUAUGAACUUGAGGCGUCCAGCGACGAAGACGAAGGCGAAGGGGAAGACAAUUCAUACCCGUUGCUCGAUCCCAGCCAAGAUAAUCGCGAUGAACCGAGCCCAUGGUCGAUUCCCGUCGAGCAACGAAAGAAGUGGCAAAAGUACGAUACUCCAGAUAAGAAUGGUCGUUUUAUUGGCAGACAAUUAGUCCCCUGGCACAGUAAGUCGUUAAAUGUGCUCCCAGAUUUCCAAUGCUUACUGCUUCCCUCUGUAGAACCCCGGAUGAUGGAAAAGCUUCUCCUUCAUCUACAGUACGAGUGUCAACGUGAAGGAAUUGCGCUCCCAUGGGCUAAGGUUGUUCACCGUUUGUCUCCAGGUUCCAGUGGACAAGCCGCUCUGCAACACCUAAUGAAGUCGCGUAAGCAUUUGUUGCGUGAAGGUCAUAUGGUUCCCCCACUUCCUGGCAAGUCGGGCCCGAUAUCUGAGCAUUACAACAUUCGAGGGUACGUUCGUAAGACUCCGCAAGGCCCAAAUCAGAUUGUUCUCUGGCCUGAUCCUCACGCAAACCGCUCCGAAAGCCUUAUCGAUCCAAGUAUAGUUCGUGGCUCCGGACAAUACCGUAAGAUUGAGGUUGAAGUCAAGCGCCAUGCUCAGGCUUGGCUCGAGAAGGCUAUCCAAGAUGGGGCCAGUGCUGCAGAUAUCGAGAAGAAGGCUACCGAGUAUAAACACACGCCGGAACGCCAAAGUGAUGGCAGCAGUAACAAUGCAAGACGUGAGAAGAACGAUGCAUCCAAGGCCGUCAAGAACCCUCGCGACGCUUCUGGGGGUGAGGCUGGUCCAGGAAUUAAGAUUUCUACAACUGGCAAGAAGCCUUCUCGCAGCAGAGCUCAAGGCUCGCCAGAAAGUGCCGAGUCUGAUGAAGAUGUUGACCCAGCCGAUCUUGACUCAGACGCUGAAUAUAAUCCAAAGGCUUCCAAGCGAGCACGACACGUGCGCAAGCCCACUCGAGUCCGAAAACCCAUUAAAGUCGAGCCUAAGUCUGAUAGCGAGAGUUCUACUAAGGAAGACACCUCUAUGGAAACUUUGACGAUGAGUCCCGAGCCUGCGACACCGGCCAAGGCAACUACUACCCCUCAAACUCCACCAGCAACUGGUAGGCACAUGAAAUUCAAACUGAGCCCAAGCUCUCUGCAACAGUUUCCUGCCAGUGCACCCCCAAAGGUCGCUGUCAACUGUCUGGUUGGAUUAAUCGACGGCAGCGUCAAGGAAGACAGAAACUCUGUCAUCAUUCGGGGUACUGACGAGCUUACUUUAAAGACGAGCAAAUUCGACGAUAAGACUACCGCGACCAUGGGUAGUAGAACAGCAAAGACUAGUACAGUUUCGGCUUCUCCUGAACAGUCUGCUAUGACCAAGUCGGACUUCCAACAAGGCAACUUUCCUGAGGAUAUAUCUGGUAGUUACGUUCAUCAAGAAGUACAAGGGUUCCAUGGAGGAGUUGGCGAACUUGACGAUGCUUUUGACCUAAUGCUGACCGAGCAAUUUCCUCACCAAUUGCCUUCUUGGGCUAAUGAUGGAACGAUGGCAGGUGAGAACAGUUUGGGAAGUGGGUAUGAGGCAAACCCUGUCACUGAAACCGUCUUCUCUCCAAACCAACAUUUGUUGCCUCAGCAACACGAGUCCGCUCAUAUGCCUAGCCCAUCCCCGCCAAGCCAGUUCUCUGAUCUCGCAGAUAUGGCAAGAACACCAGCCGAGAAUGUUGGGAUCGCAAAUUGCUUCAACCCCAACAUGUGGGAUACUUUUCCUCCAGACGGGCCGUUUGACUUUGAUUUUGAGUCGUUCUACUAA
Hymenoscyphus albidus is the source of this 2309-nucleotide messenger RNA. The record is from the annotation of a GenBank genome assembly. Lineage: Eukaryota; Fungi; Ascomycota; Leotiomycetes; Helotiales; Helotiaceae.